AUGAGGCUGUCUCAGACAAUAUUUGUUCUGAGUGGCAAAUAUGCGGAACAGUUUGUGAGAUUCGGCGGAUACUCUCCAACCCCAUUAUCUCUGAAAAAACUGAUCGCUUUUGAUGAAUUGCCCGUGCGUCUUGCAAAUAUUAUGCAGGAAAUUCACCUUCUUCCAGAACGGCUUGUGAGGACUCCUUCUGCGUCUCUUGUGAGACAAUGGUAUGAGCAGAGCUUUUGCGAUUUGGUGGAUUUCGAGAAAAUAACAUGGAAUGAAAACAGUCUUAAUCGGUUCAACGAGACUCUUGCGAAAAUUCGAAGCCGUCAUACAACUGUGGUCGAAACCAUGGCACAGGGUGUCAUGGAAAUGCAGGAAAAGUACAAAACUGAUGUCAUAACUAAUAACCAGGUGCAGUACUUCUUAGACAGGUUCUACAUGAUGAGGAUCAGUAUUCGUAUGCUGUUAAGCCAACAUUUACUCAUGUUUGGUUCCGAGUUGAAUAAACACAGGAGAUACGUCGGUUCCAUUGAUCCUGAUUGCAACGUUCGAGAAAUAUUAGAUGAUGCAUACGAAGAUGCCAAAUUUUUAUGUGAGCACUAUUAUUCUGCCUCUCCUGAAAUGAAAGUUCAAGUUCACAGUAGCGAAGAUGGAAAGAUAGAAUUUGUCUAUGUACCCUCCCAUUUAUAUCAUAUUUUGUUUGAACUACUAAAAAAUGCCAUGCGUGCAGUAGUCGAACAUCAUAUUAAAGAUGAUUCCCUUCCGCCUGUUGAAGUAUUGGUAUCAACUGGACGAGAAAAUGUGACAAUUAAAAUUUCGGAUAUGGGUGGUGGUAUACCGAGAUCUGAAAUUGACUUGGUUUUCAACUACACCUACACAACUGCUCGACAAAGUAAACGUGGUGUACCGAGUCCGUCAACAGAAUUCUGGUCAUCAGGCCAAGAAACCAACGCUCCAAUGGCAGGUUACGGUUAUGGUCUUCCACUUAGUCGUCUAUACGCAAAAUAUUUCAAUGGUGAUCUUAUAUUGGCCAGUGUAGAAGGUUAUGGAACUGAUGCAAUUGUAUAUCUUAAAAGUAAUGCUGCUGAAGCAGAUGAAUUGCUGCCUGUAUUCAAUCGAACAUCUGCAAAACAAUAUGGGAGUGUAGGUAUCCCAGUUGCUGAUUGGUCCAACCCUAAUAUAACAACCGGUUGGCGGAGAAAUUAAAAUGCACUCUACUUUAUAUAUUUCUCAACAUUCUACUAUCGAGUUACGUUUUUAUCCGCAUUUCUCUCCUACUGAAUUCUGUCAUUUGUUUACCCGUGCUGUUUUUUUCCUUAUUUUCAUACAACUUUAUUACGCUUUGUAGUUUUCCGACUUAAUACAGCUGAAGUUAUGAUUUCAUAAUAUCCAUAAGUUUCAAAGAUAACUGAAUUGUUUUUUUUUGCUUACAUUUUUAACACGUGUCAGAAUAUUUCUGUGUUCUAAAGAAAUAACACGAGUCGACCUCUUUUUAUAUCCAUCGCUAAGAUGUAGUUCAUGUUUACACUGCAAGUUAUAUCUUGUUCAUAAUUGUGUGUGUGUGUGCGUUUCAUGCAGAUAUUUUCUUCUUAUUACACUACAUUUGGUUCCCAGUUGUUGUUUUUUUUCUUCUCCACAAGUAAGAAACGAAAUUAUAGUUCAGAAAUAGGUAAGCUAAGAAUAUAUUCUUCGUUGCUAAACACUUAUGGAUCUUAGAAGCUAUUUACCUAACUCUUCAUAAUCUGCUAUUUUAAUGAAAAUGAUACUUUUCAUUUUCAUAUCAUUGUUGCCGUUGUUGUUAUUGUCAUUAGUGUGAAAUGUUUUCUCUUUUUGUUAUUUGUUAACUGUAUGUGAUCAAAGUUAGUUCUGUGAACUUUUGAUUCACAGAUAAAUAAUAGUUUUUAUUCAACAAAUACACAAUUGAACUUCUUCGGUCAUAGCUAUUUUCGACAUUCAUCGUAUACUUUUUGAUAUACAUACAUAUGUAAUAAUUUUAUUUGUACAUCUGAGCAAUUGAAAAAGUUAAGUGAAA
Trichobilharzia szidati is the source of this 2017-nucleotide messenger RNA. Lineage: Eukaryota; Metazoa; Platyhelminthes; Trematoda; Strigeidida; Schistosomatidae. The record is from the annotation of a GenBank genome assembly.